AUGGUCUCAUCUUGGAUUCUCAACUCGUUGAGCAAAGACAUGGUUGAUAGCGUAGAAUAUGUGUCUGAUUCCCUGGAGCUGUGGAAUGAACUAGAAGAUCGAUACGAUCAGACGAAUGGAGCAAAAUUGUACCAACUACAAAAGGAGAUCAAUGAUCUCAGUCAAGGAACAAUGGACAUUCCUACAUAUUACACUAAGAAGAAAAAGCUUUGGGAAGAGCUAAAUACCCUGUGUACUAAGAGCGAAUGCAGUUGUGUGUGUAGCUGUGGAGCUAAGGAGACUAUGCACAAGGCCGAGCAAGAUAGACGACUCAUCCAAUUUCUCAUGGGUCUUAAUGAGGUUUACACCAUAAUCAGAGGUAGUUUACUGAUGAUGAACCCUUUGCCAUCUAUGGGACAAGCAUUCGCAUUGUUGGUUCAAGAAGAAAAACAAAGGGAGUUCAAGCCCAUUCCUCACACAUUAGCAGAAUCUUCUCCUCUUAAUGUUGGUACUUCUGGAAAUUACCUGGGAGGGGGUAGACCUGGCAAUGGCAAGAGCUUUCGAACAAAUUAUAAUAUCAAUUACGACAAUGGAACUAGGUCAAGACCUUUUUGUAACUAUUGUAAGAAAUUAGGGCACACCAGGGACAAGUGCUUCAAAAUUCAUGGUUAUCCCAACAAGUUCAUGCCUAUUCCAGGUCAACAUAAUCAGAAAAAUCAAAUUUACAACACUAACUCUAGAGUAAACAAGGGUAAAGGAGUUGCAGCAAAUGUUCAUGGAGAAAUGUAUGAGAACUGCACCAGUGAAAAGAUUGAAGCUGGGGAUCUGAAUCACAACACCUUGUCCAAAGAACAAUACAAUCAGCUGGUUGAUUUGUUACGACAAUUCCAAGUUGGAACCACAAGGGAUGUGCCUACUGUCAAAAUCAAUACAAAAAUCUAUGCUCCAUCCCUGUCAAAUUAUCACCUAAACAACCUUUCUUUUGUCCUAUUUGCCCUUUGGCAAGGCAGUCAAGGCUGCCCUGCCCUACAAAAACAACAGUUUCAUCCCAACUGUUUGAUCAGGUACACGUGA
Messenger RNA from Capsicum annuum, 1053 nucleotides. RefSeq lists its product as uncharacterized. The coding region runs from base 1 to 1053 and encodes 350 amino acids. The transcript has a single exon. The record is from RefSeq and is a predicted model, not a curated record. Lineage: Eukaryota; Viridiplantae; Streptophyta; Magnoliopsida; Solanales; Solanaceae.